Anolis sagrei ordinatus is the source of this 591-nucleotide messenger RNA. It is a transcript of the gene RPL22L1, whose product is annotated as ribosomal protein L22 like 1. Gene Ontology annotation, biological process: cytoplasmic translation. Gene Ontology annotation, cellular component: ribosome. NCBI's taxonomy places the organism in Eukaryota, Metazoa, Chordata, Lepidosauria, Squamata, Anolidae. Gene Ontology annotation, molecular function: RNA binding; structural constituent of ribosome. The record is from RefSeq and is a predicted model, not a curated record.
CCUUUUGAGAGGUGUCUCUAAGAUGGCGCCGAAAAGAGACAAGAAGCCAAAAAAACUAACUUGCAAGUAUAAUCUUGAUCUCACCCAUCCGGUAGAAGAUGGAAUAUUCGAUUCAGGAAAUUUUGAACAGUUCCUGAAGGAAAAAGUUAAAGUCAAUGGAAAAACAGGAAACCUGGGAAAUGUAGUUCACAUUGAACGCUUGAAGAACAAGAUCACAGUGACAUCUGAACGACAGUUCUCUAAAAGAUACCUUAAGUAUCUCACUAAGAAGUAUCUCAAGAAGAACAACCUCCGUGACUGGCUGCGUGUGGUGGCCUCUGAUAAGGAGACCUAUGAACUGCGGUAUUUCCAGAUCAGCCAUGAGGACGAAGAGUCUGAAGCCGAGGAAUAAAAUUCCUGGUGCUCCCAGUUGGGAGUGUGGCCUUUUUAAAAUGAACUUACAGCAUGUGCAAAUGAAACAUCUAUUUAUGAGAGUGCACUAACUUAUUGCCAAAUAAAGAACAUUCACACCUAAUUUAAAACAUCAGGGCUCUGUGAGAGAUUGGGAUGCCUUGUACUUCCCAAGCUGCAUUAAAAGGCUUUUCUGAUGAA